CAAGCCUAUGUGUCCUCCGGCCACCAGAUGGCGCCCCCAAGUCCCAACACUAAUGGUAGCAGCAACAGCAGUGGUGGAGGAGGGGAACAGCUGAGUAAAACAAAUCUGUACAUCCGCGGUCUCCAUCCGGGAACCACGGAUCAAGACCUGGUGAAGCUCUGCCAGCCGUACGGCAAAAUCGUGUCCACCAAAGCCAUCUUGGACAAAACCACCAACAAAUGCAAAGGGUAUGGCUUUGUGGACUUCGACAGUCCAGCAGCUGCACAGAAAGCUGUCACGGCUCUGAAAUCCAGCGGGGUCCAGGCUCAGAUGGCUAAACAACAGGAGCAGGACCCCACCAACCUCUACAUCUCCAACCUGCCUGUGUCGAUGGACGAGCAGGAGCUGGAGAACAUGCUCAAGUCCUUCGGCCAGGUCAUUUCCACACGCGUCCUCCGGGACGCCAACGGGACCAGCCGGGGCGUSGGGUUUGCCAGAAUGGAGUCCACGGAGAAGUGCGAGGCCAUCAUUCAGCAUUUCAACGGCAAGUUCAUCAAGAUCCCACCAGGCGUGCUCGCGCCCACAGAGCCCUUAUUAUGCAAGUUUGCAGACGGGGGUCAGAAGAAGAGGCAGAGCCAGGGGAAGUAUCUCCAAAACGGAAGGCCCUGGGCUCGAGAUGGAGAUGCGGGAGGAAUGACGCUCACAUAUGACCCAACAGCUUUACAAAAUGGCUUCUACUCAUCACAUUACAGUCUGGCUCCAAACCGAAUGAUCGCUCAGACUUCCCUGCCCUACAUGCAUUCUCCUGUCUCGUCGUACCAGGUACACAGCCCGUCCUGGAUGCACCAUCAGUCAUACCUCAUGCAGCCAGCUACUCGACCGUUUCAUGGAGUGACGAGACGUUCAGCUGAGGAGUUUGGAUCCACUUUUGGUACAGUUCUAACCCCAACAAUGGAUCACGCCAUGUCCAUCCAGCCCACGUCCAUGAUGGGACCUCUCACCCAGCAGUUAAGCCACCUAUCGUUGGGCAGCUCAGGCACAUAUAUUCCGGCCAACGCGACUAUGCAGGGGACCUACAUCCCCCAGUACACCCCAGUGCCUCCCUCCAAUGUUCCAGUCGAGGAAAAUGGCGGUCAGCAGCAGGAUGCCAUGGAUACUCCUGCAGAACACACAAACUACUCAUACCAACACACCAAGUGAAGCUAAGCUCCUACCAGUUUGGAGCCAAGGACACGAAAUGAAUUCAACCAAAAGAGGAUUAAGCUGGAAAGAGAUCUGUAACGGAACCAACCGCCUGGACUCAAACACGGAUAACAAAAGGAACGUGUGUGUGUGUGUGUGUGUGUGUGUGUGUGUGUGUGUGUGUGUGUGUGUGUGUGUGUG
Messenger RNA from Austrofundulus limnaeus, 1362 nucleotides. Its product is annotated as RNA-binding motif, single-stranded-interacting protein 2. Gene Ontology annotation, molecular function: RNA binding. The record is from RefSeq and is a predicted model, not a curated record. NCBI's taxonomy places the organism in Eukaryota, Metazoa, Chordata, Actinopteri, Cyprinodontiformes, Rivulidae.